This is a messenger RNA of Aedes albopictus (Asian tiger mosquito), 3554 nucleotides long. RefSeq lists its product as uncharacterized. Bases 688 to 1677 code for a protein of 329 amino acids. Lineage: Eukaryota; Metazoa; Arthropoda; Insecta; Diptera; Culicidae. Gene Ontology annotation, biological process: chromatin remodeling. The transcript has 2 exons. Gene Ontology annotation, cellular component: nucleus. The record is from RefSeq and is a predicted model, not a curated record.
AGGCUGGGUAUGCUGCGCAAUUCAGAUCCCAUUGUGAUCCACUAGCCUCUGCCCAGCAACUCCUAUCCCUACCUCCACGCGGUACCGGCCGGAAACUAUGAGCAACCUUAGGGAAGAUCGGGUAACCAACCCCGGUGGGAACUUUGGUCGUAGGCUGACAGGGAAGGGGGGGGGGGCUUUGAUUCGGUAAACCUGAGCGUCUGUUCUCCAGGAGGAGCGGCUCACAACGGCGUCUGAUCCCCAUGUUAGGGGCGGCUGAUCUACGUCCGAGUUCCAGGGAAGGACUCUAAGCUCAACUGUGCACUAUGGUCCUCCGGAAAGUAGGGGGUUGGUGUCAGGCCCUACGAGCCAGCCGUAAAAAAACCAUUGUAACGGAAAAUCAGCAACAGAAUAAUACGAACCAACGGCAAUGACCCCAGCGAACAAAAAGGACUUGCGAUUGGAAACUCGGUACGUGGAACUGCCGAUCUCUCAACUUCAUUGGGAGCACCCGCAUACUCGCCGAUCUACUGAAGGACCGCGGGUUCGGCAUCGUAGCGCUGCAGGAGGUGUGUUGGGCAGGAUCCAUGGUGCGAACGUUUAGAGGUAAUCAUACCAUCUACCAGAGCUGCGGCAACACACGCGAGCUGGGAACAGCUUUCAUCGUGAUGGGUGAUAUGCAGAGGCGCGUGGCCGAUCGAUGAAAGAAUGUGCAGUUUGAGGAUCAAGGGCCGAUUCUUCAACUUCAGCAUAAUAAACGUGCACAGCCCACACUCCGGAAGUACUGAUGAUGACAAGGACGCAUUUUACGCGCAGCUCGAACGCGAGUACGAUCGCUGCACAAGCCACGACGUAAAGAUCAUCAUAGGAGAUUUGAACGCUCAGGUAGGCCAGGAGGGGGAAUUCAGACCGACGAUUGGUAAGUUCAGCGCCCACCAGCAGACGAACGAAAACGGCCUACGACUCAUUGAUUUCGCCGCCUCCAAAAAUAUGGCCAUACGUAGCACCUUUUUCCAACACAGCCUCCCUUAUCGUUACACCUGGAGAUCACCACAGCAGAUGGAAUCUCAAAUCGACCACGUUCUGAUUGACGGACGGCACUUCUCCGACAUUAUCGACGUCAGGACCUAUCGUGGCGCCAACAUCGACUCCGACCACUAUCUGGUGAUGGUCAAACUGCGCCCAAAACUCUCCGUCAUCAACAAUGUACGGUACCGGCGACCGCCACGGUACAACCUAGAGCGACUGAAGCAACCGGAUGUCGACGAGGGCGAGCUCGAUGAGACCUUUCUAGAGGACUGCUGGAGUACAGUGAAAGCAGCCAUCAACGACGCAGCCGAGAGCACCAUCGGGUACGUGGAACGGAAUCGACGAAACGAAUGGUUCGACGAAGAGUGCAGAACCGUUUUGGAGGAGAAGAAUGCAGCGAGGGCGGUAAUGCUGCAGCAAGGGACUCGACAGAACGUAGAAUGUUAUAAACAGAAGCGGAAACAGCAGACCCGGCUCUUUCGGGAGAAAAAGCGCCGCCUGGAAGAAGCGGAGUGUGAAGAAAUGGAACUGCUGUGCCGUUCCCAAGAAACACGGAAGUUCUAUCAGAAGCUCAACGCAUCCCGCAACGGCUUCGUGCCGCGAGCCGAAAUAUGCAGGGAUAAAGACGGAGGCCUCUUGACGGACGGACGUGAGGUGAUCGAAAGGUAGAAGCAGCACUUCGAUCAGCACCUGAACGGCGUGGAGAACGUAGGCACGGGAGCCCACAGCAACGGAAGAAACGACGACGCCAGUGCAGCGGAGGACGGAAAUGAACCAACUCCCACGCUGAGGGAAGUUAAGGACGCCAUUCACCAGCUCAAAACCAACAAAGCAGCUGGUAAGGAUGGUAUCGCAGCUGAACUCAUCAAGAUGGGCCCAGAAAAGUUGGCCACCUGUCUGCAUCGGCUGAUAGUCAGGAUCUGGGAAACCGAACAGCUACCGGAGGAGUGGAAGUAAGGGGUCUGCCCCAUUCACAAGAAAGGCGACCAUUUGGAAUGUGAGAACUUCAGGGCGAUCACUAUUUUGAAUGCUGCCUACAAAGUGCUAUCCCAGAUCAUCUUCCGUCGUCUGUCACCUAAAACUAAUGAGUUCGUGGGAAGUUAUCAAGGCGGCUUCAUCGACGGCCGGUCGACAACGGAUCAGAUCUUUACCGUACGGCAAAUCCUCCAGAAAUGCCGUGAAUACCAGGUCCCAACGCAUCACCUGUUCACCGACUUCAAAGCGGCAUACGACAGUAUCGACCGCGCAGAGCUGUGGAGAAUCAUGGACGAAAACGGCUUUCCUGGGAAGCUGACUAGACUGAUUAAAGCAACGAUGGACGGUUGGAGCGGACCUGGUGUGAUGGUUAGAACACUUGACUAUCACGCCGAGGACCUGGGAUCGAAUCCCACUCCCGACAAACUUGCAAAAUGUGAGUUCUUCCUUCGGAAGGGAAGUAAAGCGUGGGUCCCGAGAUGAACUAGCCCAGGGCUAAAAAUCUCGUUAAUACAGAUAAAAAAACUGUUACGAGUGUAGACCUGAAGUCCUGAACUCCAAGGUAGUUUGGCUGACCUGGAAUAUCCCUAUAGCGUCUAUAAAUGACAUUGUAGAUGUCAAGAUCUUCACGGAUCCCAGCAUCUUAUGCUAAUAGUAUUGUAUUAUUCUUGUAGAUUUGAAGGACUUCACUACUGGGCAGUUUGGAACACCUAGAACAUCCCAGAAUAUAAAACACCUUUUGAUAUUCUUGAUGAAGGCUAAAUGGAUACAUAUAAACGAAACCCACAUCCAAGUUUAGCUUUUAGAACAGCUGGUAUGUCAAUUAUUCCGUUUUUCCAAAUUUCAUGGUGUUCAGGAUGUUCUAGGUUAUCAAUUAAGUCCCAAAUACAAAUAUCCCAAUUUUUCCCUAAUAGAGGACUCGAUUUGCAACAACUUUGCUGAAGACAGUAUACUGUUUUAUCGAAUGGGUGAAUUUAUACAGCCGUUUCUAUGUUGGGGUCAUAUAUGACCCCUUCGGCUCCAAAGGGUUAAAGAGAUUUUCAGCCAUAUGCUAGUUCAUCUCAGGACCCUCGCUUUACUUCCCUUCCAAAGGAAGAACUGACAUUUAGCGAGUUUGUCGGGAGUGGGAUGCGAUCCCAGGUCCUCGGCGUGAUAGUCAAAUAUUCUAACCAUCGCACCAGGUCCGCUCCUUGGAAUUCUUUAUGGAACUCCUUCAGGUAUUCCUCGACUAAGUUCUGCCCGUAGCAACUCCAAGAAAUUUUCUAGAGAUUCCUCCAAGGAUUCAUCCAAGGAUUCCUUAACGACAUUUCCUACGAAAUCCCCCAGAAAUUCCAUCAGUCAUUCCUCGAUUGCUCACAAAAAUCUCUUCAGGUAUAUCACCAGAAAUACCUCCAGGGAUUUUUUCAAGAAUUUUUUUUCAAUAAUUCAUCCAGAAAAUCCUUUAGAGAUUUCCUAAUGAAUACCUCCAAGAUAUUUGAGAAAAAAUCCAGAAAUUCUUCAAGAAAACACUCCUGGGACAACUUCAGAGAUUCAUUCGAGAAUUCCUCCAGGGAUUCUUUCUGGAAUUCUUC